Messenger RNA from Cuscuta campestris, 1117 nucleotides. The record is from the annotation of a GenBank genome assembly. NCBI's taxonomy places the organism in Eukaryota, Viridiplantae, Streptophyta, Magnoliopsida, Solanales, Convolvulaceae.
CUCACCCGGCCGGACAGUCAUGGAAAGGAAGUAAAUUGAACUUUGAUUCCAGAUUUGUGAUAAAGAGUGAUGUUUUCACUUAGUAUUUGUAGAGGCCCUAUGCUUAGCAUAAUUGUCUUCCAGCGCAGUUAGCAGGAAUCGAAUACGGUGGUGUGGAGUGUGAUUUCAUGGUCGACACUGUUCUUGAUGAGCACAAAGCUUCUGCCCCGCCGCUCCUUCAACUUCUGCAACCGGACCGUUUCGGUGGUCCACGCCUCCUUGGCCGUCACGCUGGCUUCCCUCUCUGUUCGCGACUGGUCCUGCCCGGUUUGCCCCCUCGCCUCCAUAUCUACCCCUCACCAGAUGCGGAUUUUAGCGAUCACGGUGGGGUACAUGAUCUAUGACUUGGGAUGUUGUUUAUCUCAUAAUCAGUUAAAGGCGGAUGAUUUGGCCCACCAUUUGGUCAGCAUUGUGGGGAUUGGAGCCGGACUUGCCUAUCGAAGGUGUGGAUCAGAAAUGGUCGCAGCAUUGUGGGUCACAGAAGCUUCUAGCCCUUUCCUCCACAUGAGAGAGUUUCUCAAAGAGUUGGGAUAUAGAGACACCUACCUUAACCUUGCUGCAGAUAUAUGUUUCGCAGUCAUUUUCUCUUUUGCGAGGAUGAUUGUCGGAUCCUACCUUGUUUAUGCCACUCUAUCGGCCGAUAAUCCCAUCCUAAUCCAGGCAAUGGCUGUUGGGUUGCUAGUUGUCAGUGUGUUUUGGUUCUUCAAGAUUCUAAGAAUGAUGGCCUACAAAUUGUCCAAAAGAAAACCAAAAAAGAACAAGUAGCAGCUUCAUUUCAAAGAAUUGAUGUUCAUUUAAGUGUUCGGUAUAUUUGGAAUGAAGCUUCAUUUUAUAUUCGAAAUGAAGCUUUAUUUCAAAUAUUUAUUUGUUCGCUACUCCGAUCCGUGUAAAUUAAUUUUUUUUUUAAAAAAAAUGGUUAAAUUUUAAUUUCUAGAUCAAUCACAUCUCCAAUUCCAUGUGACCUCUACAAGAACUUUUGUCUACAACUAGUCUGUCAAAAUCUGAAUUGUAGUAAGAGAACUGAGAACUAGGUUCAAGCUUCAUUGAACCCAAGACAACAUAAAGACAAUUAAUUACA